GACCGAUCUUCCUCCUUCUUCCACCAGCACCACCACUACUACUACCUUACUAUUCAUCAUGCUGUGGUCCAAGUAUCGCCCGCCAGACUGAAGUAACUGGUCUUUUUUCCGUUGCUUGCGCUUCCUAACACUACAGUCGGUCGCUACCCGCUCUGCGCUGCUCUGCUCUGCACUGCACUGCUCUGCACUGCUCUGCUCUGCUCUCCUCUGCUUUGCUGUCUUGGUGGAUCAAUCUCUUGGUGCACGCACGCACCUACCCACCCAUCCACACGCCCGCCCGCACGCACGCACGUUGGGAGGCGGCGGACUGCUGUUGGUCGCGGCCUUGGUACAUUACUCGGUGGAGAGGUGUUGCGCUGCUGCCGCUGCUGCUACUACCGCUGCUGCUGCGUGUUUCAUACAUACUGCCUGCCUGUCUGCCUGCCUGCCUGUCUAUUUGCCUAAGGUACCUAGAAACUCAGCUCCUCUACCCGCCUGGCCCAGCGACCUGGUGAGGCGCCCGGCAUAGCGUCGACGACUGCUGCCCUGCCCUGCCUGCCCUGCUGCCCACCUUUCCCGCACCAUGGCCGAAACGGAGAUGGCGAAUGCGAAUCGCUCUCAGACGGCGUGGGUGUCGAAUCCUACCGCCAGCAGGAUUCUGAACUACCUGCAGAUCGCCUACCCCAUCGUCCUCCUGGUCCUCUACCUCACCACCUUUACCGUGCGCAGCGUCGUUACCGCCCGCAGCGAUCAUGAUACGCACCAGCAGCCCGAACAGCUGGGGCCGGGGGGCAAGCCACUGCCUAAGAAGAAGCAUACUACACCCAAGAAAGAGUCGGAAAUCACGCCAGACCUGGACUUUGCGCGCCCCCGCAAGCUGCUCUUCGAGUGGCUGUCGGUGGGCGUGGUCCUCUCGCUGAGCGCCAAUAUACUCGUAGUCGUCGUGCACGCCAUAUCGGCACGCCACGAGGGCUGGUGGUGCGGUCAAGCACCGACGAUCUACUUGGUGGGCUCCUUCAUGGUCUACAUACUACUCAUCAUCCACAUGAUCGAAUCGAAGCCCUCGCCCACCCUGGCGCACUUUGCGACAUGGGUUACCGCAAUCCUCAUGGAGACCAUUCUGCUGGGAGCCUCGUUCGCCGUGUACACCUCUGAGCACCGCGAGCCAAAAGCUGGACAUCCUCGUGGGGGGGAGCUGCGGAGGGACAUGUCGGAGUGGGAGAUUACCGAGGUGACGAUCGACAUUAUCCGCAUUUUCAUCCUGCUCGCGCUAGCCGCCUUCUAUACGCUGUUCGUCUUUCUCCACGACCUGGUCGUCCAUAAGCGGUCACCAUCACCACCACACGCCGCCUCCGAGGGCGACGAGACCACGGCCCUACUGUCGAAUGGUCACGCAGACGAGACCGGCGGCAAUCAUCAUCAUGGCGCGGCCAACGGCACCACGCAUGCGGCCUACGGCGCCACCAAUGGCAAAGCGCACGGACCUGCUGGUGCCAGCAACGGACAGGGCCGUCGCCGCCACGAGGAAGUGCCCGCGGGAUGGGAGAAGCCCAAGCAGACGCCCUCCCGGAGCUGGUGGGAGUACAUUCGAGCAUAUGCCGUCUUCCUGCCCUACAUCUGGCCCUCCAAGGAACCCAAGUUGCAGCUCAACUUUGUCAUUUGCUUCGUCAUCGUCUUCAUCCAGCGUGGCAUCCAGAUCUUGGUCCCUAUCCAGCUGGGAGAGAUUACCAGGAUCCUUGCGGAAGGCGAUGUCUACAUGCCCUGGAUUGCCAUCAGCCUGUAUAUCGUCUACCGUCUGUUCCAAGGCUCCAAUGGGCUGCUGGGCGCUGCCCGACAAGUGCUAUGGAUACCCAUUGAACAAUACUCCUACCGGGAGUUGUCGGUGGCCGCAUUUGAGCACGUCCACGAGCUGAGCCUAGACUUUCAUCUGGGGAAAAAGACGGGCGAGGUAUUGUCUGCGCUGGGCAAAGGCGCAUCACUCAAUACAUUCCUGGAGUCGGUCACGUUCAACGUGCUUCCCAUGCUCAUUGAUCUGGGCGCUGCGUUUGUCGUCUUUCUCGUCGAGUUCGAUGCCUACUAUGCAUUGGUGAUCGUCGUCGUCACCUUCUGGUACAUCUACAUCACGAUCCGCAUGGCGGCUUGGCGCGCCGAGAUCCGUCGAGAGGCCACCAAUGCGAGCAGAGAGGAAGAUGCGGUCAAGAACGACUCCAUGAUGUCCUACGAGACGGUAAAGUACUUUAACGCAGAGGCAUACGAGUUCAAUCGCUAUCGUGAGGCGGUCAAGAAGUACCAAAAGGCCGAGUACCAGGUCACGUUCUCGUUGGCCCUUAUGAACACGAUUCAGAAUCUGGUCUUUAUGUUUGGCCUCAUUAUUGCCAGUCUCCUCGCGGCCUACCAAGUCACCACGGGCCUGCUCGGCGUAGGCAAGUUUGUGCUGCUCGUCACCUACAUGACGCAACUGCAGGGCCCACUGAACUUCUUCGGCACCUUCUACCGCAUGAUCCAGAACAACAUGAUCAACUCGGAACGGAUGCUCGAGCUGUUCAAAGAGAAGCCCACCGUAGUCGACAGCCCGGACGCUCAGACCCUGCCGUCGUGCGAAGGUGAGAUUCGGUACAAUCAGGUGCAAUUCUCGUACGACAAUCGGAAACCCGCAUUACAAGGUCUCGACUUUACCUGCCCGCCGGGCACGACGACUGCACUCGUGGGAGAGUCAGGGGGUGGAAAGUCGACUGUAUUCCGGUUACUAUUCCGAUUCUACAACACACAGGAGGGGGUCAUCCAGAUUGAUGGCCACGACGUGGAGAAUGUCACCAUUGACAGCUUGCGGCAGCACAUUGGUGUGGUACCCCAGGACACGGUGCUGUUCAAUGAGACACUCAUGUACAAUUUGAAGUACGCCCGGCAAGAUGCGACAGAUGAAGAUGUGUUUGCAGCGUGCAAGGCUGCCAGUAUACACGACAAGAUCAUGGGAUUUCCAGAUCAGUAUGAUACCAAAGUGGGCGAGCGCGGUCUGAGACUCUCGGGAGGCGAGAAGCAACGUGUCGCCAUUGCUCGUACCAUCAUCAAGAAUCCGCGCAUCAUCCUGCUCGAUGAGGCCACUGCUGCGCUGGAUACCGAGACGGAAGAACACAUCCAAGAAGCACUGAAGACACUCGCGCACGGUCGGACGAUGCUGGUGAUUGCUCACCGACUGAGCACCAUCACCAUGUGCGACCAAAUCCUAGUCCUGCAUCAGGGCAAGGUGGCGGAACGUGGCACACACACGGAACUGCUGGGACAGAGGGGCAAAUAUGCCAGCAUGUGGAGGAAGCAAGUACGGGCACAGCGAGCGGCAGAAGAGGCCAAAGUGCUGAAAGAGAAGGCCGACAGGCUCCGGCGGGAGAGCAUGGAUAGCAGCGCGGUUCGUACUCGGCAGAGCAAGGAUGAAGAUACGCCCCCCAGCAGUGACGAGGAUGAGCACGCACGCAAUAAGCAACCGGCAGAAUACGGUGGUGGUGGAGGUAGUGGUAGUAGUGAGCUGCAGAGUGCACUCUCCUUGUCGCCGAAAUCGGCCAUUCCGCAUGCUCACAUCUCUUCGGUGCUGGGGGGAGGUCGGGGAGAUACAGGCACGGAUACGCGACCGCAGCUCGAGGCAUUGAGGAGCGGUACCGUACGGUCACCCUCGCCGGUGGUGGAAGAAGAAGGACCUACUCGAAAGCCAGCAGCAGCAGCAGCAGCAGCACCGCCACGACCAGCAGGACAUCCUUAGUCAGGACUGAUGGAGAUGGAAACUUUUACAAGGGGUCUGGUGGCGGAGCAGCGAGUGUAUGGAUGGCUGCGUGAUGUUUACAUUGAUGCAGAAGGACGGGAAGCAGAGAGAAGAAGGAUCAGAAAAGGCUGCUGACUGAGCAAGCGCGUGAUGAUGAUAGAUGAGAAGAAAGUGCGCCUCCAAAGUUUCAGGCUUGGUAAAGGACGGGCAUUGCAAAAGCAUCAACUUAAUU
This is a messenger RNA of Sphaerulina musiva SO2202, 3962 nucleotides long. RefSeq lists its product as uncharacterized. The transcript has 2 exons. Gene Ontology annotation, biological process: transmembrane transport. The coding region runs from base 563 to 3730 and encodes 1055 amino acids. Gene Ontology annotation, cellular component: membrane. Gene Ontology annotation, molecular function: ATP hydrolysis activity; ATP binding; ABC-type transporter activity. The record is from RefSeq and is a predicted model, not a curated record. Lineage: Eukaryota; Fungi; Ascomycota; Dothideomycetes; Mycosphaerellales; Mycosphaerellaceae.